UGUGAUUGAAAGCACAUAAUAGAAAGGUUGGAAUUGGCGUACAAAUUUUCUUCACUGUUUCGUCACAACUUUCACUAGGCAUUACUGCAGAUAAUAGUAUCCAAUGUGUAUAAAUAUAUAUAGAUAUAUAUAUAUCAACCUCGACCGCUAUACUAUACUAUUCCAUUAAAAGAUACGGAGUAUAAGAACACAAACAGAUAAUUUGACUUUCAAUUUAGUUGCUCAGCUCAGUGUUCACUGGAAAAAAUGUCAUCACUCCAUCAUCGCCGUUCAUUUUCUCUUUUCCCGGCAAACCGUACCAACUUCUUGCUUUCCAACCCAAACCUCUUAAAAUUCUGAUCUCACCGGAAAGGAAUCAAGAAAGGAAGUAUUGAGCUCAAACCAUCAUGCUCUCUCCAACCCCCCUCUCCCUCCUUUGCGCUCUCCUCCUCUGUUUACCUCUUGCCAUAAUCUUCACCAUCACCACCCCCAGCUCCUCCACCCCAUCUACCCGCUCCGCCACCUCCUGCCUUCAAACCUCCGCCCCCACCAGUACUACUGGAGCAAAUAAAAGUGCUACAGUUAGGCCACUCUCGGCUUUACUUCCCGCUGUCAAAACCUUAAAGAAACCCCACAACAAAAAUACUACUGCUGCUGCUACUGAUACCGUGUCAUCAUCAUCUUCUUCUUCUUCUUCACCAUCACUAUCUCAAGCUGCCACCGUCCGCGGAGGAGCUGCCCCUAAUGAAACGGAUGAAGAUGAUAACUCGCAGCUGUUACGAGUCAACCCAAACCCAAAACCGCCCCUCAAGAAAUUAGCAUUCAUGUUCCUCACCACCACCCCGCUCCCAUUCGAGCCCCUCUGGGAACUCUUCUUCAACAACACUCCCAAAUAUCUCUACAACAUUUACAUCCAUGCAGACCCCAGCUUCAACUACACCACCCCGCCCUUCCGCGGCGUGUUCGCUCGCCGGGUCAUUCCCUCCAAGCCAACUCGGAGACACUCCCCCACGCUCAUCGCGGCAGCGCGUCGCCUCCUUUCCCGCGCGCUCCUCGACGACGCGUCCAACUACAUGUUUGCCCUCCUCUCCCCUUCCUGCAUCCCGCUCCGCUCCUUCAAAUCUACCUACAGGAUCCUGAUCAAGUCCAAGAAGAGCUUCAUCGAGAUCCUCAAGGACGAGCCCGGGGCGUACGAGCGGUGGGCGGCGCGUGGGGAGGAGGUGAUGGAGCCGGAGGUGAAGUUCGAGGACUUUCGGAUUGGGUCGCAGUUCUGGGUAUUGAAACGGAAGCACGCGAGGAUCGUCGCGCGUGACAGGCGGCUGUGGUCCAAGUUCAAGCUGCCGUGCCUGAGCCCGGACACGUGUUACCCGGAGGAGCACUAUUUUCCGACUCUGCUGAGGAAGGCGGACCCACAGGGAUGCGUCCCGGCGACGCUGACGCACGUGGACUGGAGGGGCGGCUACGGGGGUCACCCGAGGACGUAUUUUGAGGAGGAGGUGGGACCGGAGAUGAUCAGGGCCCUCAGAAAAGCCAAGCCCAGAUACGGGACGGAAGGAUCCAACGCGUCGGAUUGGUCAGGGAGCGUGAGGAGAAGGCGUGACCCGUUUCUGUUUGCGAGGAAAUUUUCUCCGACGUGUGUCGGCCCCCUAAUGGACAUUGCUAAUGAUAUCAUCUUCCGGGAUUAAGAUGGGAUGACGAUUGAUUGACGGGACUGCUUUGUGAUAAUUUUGUAAUUUUUGUGGAGCGGCAAGUAGGUAGGUUUUACUGCUACUAUUACUAAUUGAUCAUGACGUCAUAAAAAUUAACUUUAAAAAAAAAGGGCGGGACAAACCCGGGCCCUUUUUUUUU
Coffea arabica (coffee) is the source of this 1827-nucleotide messenger RNA. Its product is annotated as glycosyltransferase BC10-like. The record is from RefSeq and is a predicted model, not a curated record. Gene Ontology annotation, cellular component: membrane. Lineage: Eukaryota; Viridiplantae; Streptophyta; Magnoliopsida; Gentianales; Rubiaceae. Gene Ontology annotation, molecular function: glycosyltransferase activity.